This is a messenger RNA of Struthio camelus australis, 1299 nucleotides long. The record is from RefSeq and is a predicted model, not a curated record. NCBI's taxonomy places the organism in Eukaryota, Metazoa, Chordata, Aves, Struthioniformes, Struthionidae.
AUGAAGCCAGAUCAAAAGGACCUCUUGGCAAGCGGGGAGCAAGUUCUGGUAGCAGCCGAGGCCACUGCCCUGUCCAGCCCGCAGGAGCCAGGAGAGGAUUUGGCAGUUGUAGCGAGGAAAGAGCUUAACCACGUUCAAAGCGAUGCAGUUCCCUGUGAAUCGCUGGAGACGGAGCCGCUGCUCCCAAAGAAGCCUGCCGCCUCCGUGAGUGACUCCUGGGAACGCCCGGCUGAAAUCCAUGGUGACCAGGCGGGGGAACUGAGCGCCCAGAAGGGACAGGCAAGCGACGGAUGGUGCGUGAUGCACUUGGCAGAAGCCUCUGGCAAUGGUCGAAAGGACAAAAGCGAGGAGCAGCUUGGUCAGCCAGCAGAGAGUCGGGACUUGGACCAUGAAGAGUGGGAAGUUGUUUCCGAGCACCUGGCCUGGGGGGAGGCUGUUAAGAAUGGCAGCGCAGAAGACUCUGACAACAAGGAGGGGGAGCAAGGAGACUGCCCUGAUGGGGACUUGAAAGCUAAGAGAGUUGCAGCUGUGCCCCCGAUGCUUCAGAACAUCCACGUGACUUUCCGCGUGCACUAUAUCACACACUCGGAUGCUCAGCUGAUUGGUGUUACGGGUGACCAUGAGUGUCUUGGCCAGUGGCACAGCUACGUUCCACUCAAGUAUGACAAGGACGGCUUCUGGUCUGAAUCCAUUAUCUUGCCAGUAGACACCAAAGUAGAGUGGAAAUUUAUCUUGGUGGAGAACGGGAAGGUCAGACGUUGGGAAGAAUGCGGUAACAGAACCCUAGUGACUGCACACGAAGAUCAGAUGGCUCACCAGUGGUGGGGAUAUCAUUAAAUAGAUUUUGGAAGCUGCUUAUUUAAUGGCAAGCCUGCUUAGAUAAGUCACGGAACCUCUGAACCUUUACCCCUCUUCCAGUAGAUCAUCUCAAUUGCAGAGCUCUGUACAUCUUGUAUCAAACCUGGUUAAACGGGGUGAGCAGCAGAUCUUGCUGUCUUUAGGAGUUAAUUCAGCAACCUGAAAAGUCAACCUCAAAACCUUCUGAAGAUGUGCAAGGUAGGCUAUGAAGGCAUGAGCAGCGUUCCAAGCAGCUGCCUGUCAGGAUAAAUCUGGACCCUGGACUUAAGUUUGCAUUGCUUUGAGUGCGGUUAUGGGAUGAAUCAUUGUACAAACUGCUUAGGGGCUUUAAAAGCAUACUGGAAAGUGUGGUUGCCUGCACUGUAGUAGGAACUUAAGCAUUUUAACUUAUGUAACGUAUCAGUAAGCAAUAAACACUUUCAGACUGACGGUCCUUCAUAA